Messenger RNA from Gadus morhua (Atlantic cod), 2835 nucleotides. It is a transcript of the gene ppp1r3c2a, whose product is annotated as protein phosphatase 1 regulatory subunit 3C2, duplicate a. Gene Ontology annotation, cellular component: protein phosphatase type 1 complex. The transcript is spliced from 3 exons. Gene Ontology annotation, biological process: regulation of glycogen biosynthetic process. Bases 926 to 2146 code for a protein of 406 amino acids. Gene Ontology annotation, molecular function: protein phosphatase 1 binding; glycogen binding. The record is from RefSeq and is a predicted model, not a curated record. Lineage: Eukaryota; Metazoa; Chordata; Actinopteri; Gadiformes; Gadidae.
UACGAAAGCCCAGCAGCAGUUGAAAACACAGGAUAAGUUACGUUACAAUAAAAAUGCAAAUGAGAACAAAAAUAGCUAGCAAUGCAAAAGUAAAGACAAAAAACAGAACAAACAGGGCAAACAAAACAAAUGGUUAAAACAGUAUAAAUUAUAAAGCUGUCCUGUACCUUUACAGUAUAUUAAAGUGCAAACAUGCAAUGCAUUUGGAUCUGAAUUCACUGUGACUGGCUAGGGAUAAAACGGCCGCUAAAGGACUGACAAGGUAUGUUUCUGGUGCCGCUGUGGUCACUGUGUUGACAGGGUUUGAUCAGACGUCCUGGAGAUCCAGAAGCUUCUAUUAAACAAGGAAGAGUGCAAGAGCAUGAUGGAAAAGACGUAUAGAGAGGGAAAUGAAAAACAGAAAUAAGCGUAUGAAAAGGGAUUGCAGUCGACGAAACAGUAAACAAAGUACAACUGCUCUAGGAAUGAGAUGUAAUGUUACCACUACUACUGCAACUGUUACUAGAAAGUAAUACUGCUGCACUUUAAGUAAACAGCAAUGCCAAAGGCAAUCAGUACUGAAUCCGUGCACAUGAGAAAUUGUGUUUUAAAUCAGUGUUCGUGAGGGAGAAUUUCAACAGGGCAUCAUUGCACAUAUUUGAUCGCAAUGUUGUUGAUGAAUCAUUCUAAUCUUCCCUUCUUGCUUGACUAGCGUGGGCGGGGCUUGGGCUCUCCUACAUAUAUAGUUUCAGGUGGAAUAGUGAGCAUACACAAGAGACAGUACACACGAACCCUUCUUUCUUAUUACUACAAUGGGAUUCAAUAUUUGAUAUUCCACAGGCCUGGAAAUUACCUGAGAUCAUGAUUGCAUAGUAACCCGGUUUUUCUUCUAACAGACAUCGUGAUUUUACAGCCAACUGCUAACUGCACACACAGACGCACCAAAAUGAACUGUAGCAGAGUCCUCCCCGUAUUUGGUCCUACCCCCCAACAGCCCAUGGACCUGGCCAUGCAGCUCUGCCUCUCCCAGACCCAGCCCCUUUACCACCUGCUCACCAUGUCGACCCUCCGGCCCCUCAAAACCCUGCGCGAGCCCUCCAUGGACCCGCAGCGACCCGACCGGCCCGGCUCUCCCUUCUCCUCCCUCUCGUCCUCCCCCAACUCCACCCCGUCCUCCUCGCCCGACUCCUCGCUGACCAUGGAGCCGCGGAGCUCCCUGAAGAGCUGCCUGCGUCGCCGCGGCGGAGGCGCCGUCCGGAAGCGGGUGAUGUUCGCCGACGCUUGGGGACUCGCCCUCGCCGAGGUGCGACUCUUUGUGCCCGAGCCCGCCCAGAACACUGUCUUUGGAACUCUGUCGAGGAGCCGCCACCAGUUCAAAAACAACCAGCUCCCCUGCUCUCCUUUGGCGGCGAAGCCUCAGGUGCCGGCGGCGAAGCCUCAGGUGCCGGCGGCGAAGCCUCAGGUGCCGGCGGCGAAGCAACAAGUACCGGCGGCGAAGGCUCAGCUCCCGGCGCCGUCGCCCGCGCCGGGCUCCCCGUCGCUCAACACCGCCACGGGGAAGCGCCGGCAGUACCAGCUGAAACUGGCCUCCGCGUUGCCCGCCCCGGACUACUCCUCGGGCCUGAAGGACGCCCGGGUUCAGCUGGAGAGCUGCAGCGUGACCGAACGCGGCCUGAUGGGCACGGUGCGCGUGGCGUGCAGCAGCGGCGGCGGCGGCGAGGAGCGGGUCGUGCACGUGCGCCUGACCUUCGACUCGUGGAGGAGCCACCGGGACGUGCCCUGCACCCUGCUGCUGCAGAACUGCGGGAACACGCAGACGGACGUGUUCGCCUUCCACGGGCCGCUGCCCCGGGCGCUGCUCGACCCCCGUGAGGGAGUGGAGUUCUGCCUCUAUGUGCGGGUCCAAGGAGGGGGCGGGGCCAAGGUCUACUGGGACAACAACGCGGGGAAGAAUUACAGGGUGGUGUGCAUGGAGAGCGAGGACUCCAAGCAGAUGCACUCGCGGACUGCCAAGCCUGGGUCAGCGCUGUUGCCCACCUUGUCCUCGUCCUCCCCCUCCUCCUCGCCCACCCUUGCUAUGAAGAACUACAUCAACCACCGGUCCAGUUGGAGUGGAACUGCAGGCAAUUGGACUUCGUUCGACCGCCCUGCUUGCCACUCGCUAUAAAAAACAACUGUUUUUAUUUUUUGUAAGGCCCCUUGGGGUUAGAUGUCGGAGGCUUUGGGUCAUUUCAAUUCAAAACGCAUAAAGUGUCAGCAAACGUGAAUGAGGUGGAACCAAAACGGAUUGGGAAAAGUUGUGAACUAUUUGCGACGCCACAAACUUUGUAGGGAUGAGUUAUUUGAAUGAAGCAUAUUACCGCAUCAACGGUCAAGAAAACGGAGUGGGCACUAACGUGGUGUGGGAAAAAGUGAAGGGAAGGAGAAAGUUAUGAUGUGGCACAAACAACAUCGUAGGCGUAGUCAUUUAAAUUCAGCGUCUUAAAAUGUAAAGUGUGUGAUUCAUUGUGAUUGGAAACAAAUUCUGGUACAUUUAAGCUGCAAACAGCUUGCAACUCUAAAAAUGAAGCAGAUGUUAUUCAAAUGCAAUGUCUUACCAUAUUAAUUGUAAACAGACAAACAGAAAUACAAGGGAAAAAAGUCCUGGAUGGAAGAUGAGUUUGCAAGUGUUUGUGGCUUUGUGAGACAGAAAUAUAUUGUUUACAAUGACGUAUAUGAUAUAGUCCACGGCACCUCUACAUAAGGUAGCUAAUUAGACAGAGACCAACUUCCUGCAAUAUGUGAACAUUUGUUGUUAUGUUUUAUAUAUGUAUUUAUAUCGAUAUAUCUAUAAUAAAUAAUUUAUUGCUCUUUAAA